Tricharina praecox is the source of this 679-nucleotide messenger RNA. RefSeq lists its product as uncharacterized. The transcript has a single exon. The record is from RefSeq and is a predicted model, not a curated record. Bases 165 to 539 code for a protein of 124 amino acids. NCBI's taxonomy places the organism in Eukaryota, Fungi, Ascomycota, Pezizomycetes, Pezizales, Pyronemataceae.
AACCGUAGGGUAGGUAAGUAGAGUGUGGAGCCUUUCGUUGAAGGGGAAGAUGGAUGGGUGGAUGGGUGGAUGAUCAUGGAUGAUGGCUGCUGCUGAUGCUCAUGCUGAUGCUGAUGGCGCCGGACCGGAGAAGGCGACAAGUCGUUUUUCGUCGUAGUAGAUAGAUGGAGCCCUCGAGAUCCAUCCUACUACUCUACUCCAUUCCACCCUGGCUCUGCCGCUGUCGACGGGGGGAGCCUGGAGGGGUGGGUUACUGCUGGUGGGAGCACAGCAUGGAGGAUCCUCAGAUGUCAACCAAACAAACCCCCCUUCAACCCACCCUUCCAUACCCAACCUACCCAACACACCCAUACCCAACCCAACCCACUCUAUAUUUCCACUUCCUAGUCCAGCCGUUAGUGAUUUGUUAUAUACGCGCAACGGAACAGCACUCCAUCUAUCUCACUACCCUCCCCCUCCACCCCUAUGUUUGCGCGCCCGCCCGUGGUUGGCGUAAUUAUACGGCUGUCAUACAGCGACGCACGGUAAAAGUAGAGUAGAGUACUCUACUUACCGUAGAAUACAGUGCGUGUGUGUGGGAGGGAGGGAAGGUUUAGCGCCUGCGACGACCGACGAUGUGUGUGUGUGGGAGGGAGGGAUCGAGAGAAGUUGAGAAGGAUCAUGCCUUUUUGCGUGAACC